CUAAACCAGGAGUCGCUGCGAAAUACCAAAAGUUAUGGCACAGGAGGUGAAGGUCUCUGUCAGCGAUGACCACACCCUUAAGCCAUUGCAAUCCGACGGCGAAGACGCUGAUUUCCCUGAGUUCGAGUUCCCAGUAGGAGAUGGCGGCGAUGACGACAUAUCCAGUCCGAAUUUGGAAGGGAUUUCAGCAGUGUCAAACAAAUCUGUUGACAUGUCCCCAAAGAAAAUGCCACCAGCUCUCCGUGAAGAAGCCACUGAAACGUUGCUGGCUCGGGUGAGUGUCAGGCUUUCGGAGGAAGUAGCUCAGCCGGAAGUUAGUAAGCAUGUCGUUACAGAAAUGUCGAAGCCAGCCAGUGUUCUACUUGAAGGCCCGAAGCGGAAGGUGUUACAGUCUAACCCCUCCUUCAAGAGCUUGGUGAACAUUUUGGGCGAACGAACAGCCUCGCCGACGAGGUUAGAUAGCCUGAAAUUAGGGAAGAAGCAUCGUGAGAAUGGAGAGUUGAAGAAUGAAACUGAGGUCGAUUCUGAGGAGGGGAAGUUGACUGCACCCGCGCAUAUUAAGAGGUUAAGUCUCGUGUCGAGGGCGACCCAGACUCAAUCGACUGGUGGAAAGACGAAGCUGGCGAAUGAGCUGAGUGUGAAUGCACUUGUGGAAAAGUUUUCCAGGAACAAGUUGUUGGAGGAGGCUGCUCGCGCACUUUCGGGAACUUCAACGCCUAGAAAUUUGUCUGAGAGACGAACUAUGGCUGAUCGAUCUAGGUCGCCUGUCCCUCGUCAUCUCCAAGAUAACGGCAAUAGUGACGGAAAACGGGCUCUCUCACCUGUACCAGGCAACACCGCUAAUGCGAAGAAUCUCUUAUGUCCACGGCGCUCGGUUACUACAGGUUCGACCCGCACUGUCUCUGAUCGAUCAGUCUCACCCAUUCCGCGUGCUUCGUCUUGGAAGGAUUCGGUUUAUGGAGACGUCCCCAAGGAAAAGCGACCGAAUUUCUCGGCACCAAGUCCACCAACGCCUCCUCCGCGGUUUCUCACUCCCACUCGAGCUGCGGCUCUGAAAGCUGUGAAGCCACCUGCUACGCCCAACCAUGCUUCUUCGAAAGGCUCUUUGCACACAGCGUUUGGCAUCACGACGCCAGCUAAAGAGAUUCAGAAGAAAAACCUUGCGUCUUCGAAGCCGGAUCACCCCAAGGCCACUGUCACUGAACCUGCAGGCUUUAAUUUCAGGACAGACCAGAGAGCGGAGCGACGGAAGGACUACAAUGCCAAGGUCGAGGAGAGGCUGAAGCUCAAGGAGGCGGAACGGAAACGACAAGAGCAGAAAGCACAAGAGGAGAAGGAAGCACAGUUAAGGGAGUUACGGAAGAGCUUGACUUACAAAGCGAACCCAGUGCCAAGGUUUUAUCAGGAGCCCGCUCCUAUCCCACCUGAGAUUCGCAAACCGGCGCCCACUAGGGCGAAAUCACCGAAUUUUACUGCACCUCGACGGAGGGAGAGCUGCCCGGGAUCUACUGUGAGCGAGAGCGGCAGGACGAGUCCGCUUCGGAGCUCCAGCCGGCUGCUCAGAUCGGGAGUUUCAAGCACUGGAAACGAGGUAAUUGAGCUUAAAAAUCAAGCUUCUCAAUCAGGAUUUCUCAGUCCUUGUUGAAUUACAUCCACAGUACCGAGCGAGAGGCAGCAAUAAACUCGCGGGCGCUUUUGGAGGUGGAGAAAGAAUUCUUUUUGCAUCUCGCCGUUGUGAUUAUUUCUGGCCUAAGUUUCAUCAAAGGACACUACGCCCAUGGCGUGAAAGGGUUAGCGGCACAUCUUGACACCACCAACAAUGUCUUGUCAGCCCAAGCUUUACCAUCAAUUCUUUUUCUGCCUCUGCAAAUGAUAAUGCGACUGUCAGUCAAGGUAGAAGAUACGACGAUGACCUCUAGCCCCACCAGUUUGCGAUCGACACCAUUUCCCGACAUGUAGACAUCGAUAGAGGGAACGUAGCAGUGAAAGCACUAUCAGAGUCGCGGUCUUUCUAUACGACCAAUCGACCUAUAGUUGCAGUUUUUUCUGGUUCCGAUCCUGUGGUAACUGCGUGUGAAUUCAGUCCUGGACAAUACAGAGAGCUCACGAUGGCCAAUUUCAUGAGUUUAUUUUCAACAGAGAAAGAUUAGAGAUUAUGUUGUUGAUCAAUGAACUAUUUUCAUUUGUUGUAAAGUGCAUCAAUAUACUGAUAUCAAUUAGAUGAAUGAAAAUCAUUGAACUAA
Molecule: messenger RNA, 2243 nt
Organism: Physcomitrium patens
Lineage: Eukaryota; Viridiplantae; Streptophyta; Bryopsida; Funariales; Funariaceae
Source: RefSeq, a predicted model, not a curated record